This is a messenger RNA of Epinephelus fuscoguttatus (brown-marbled grouper), 3313 nucleotides long. RefSeq names its product proline-rich transmembrane protein 1 (gene prrt1). The record is from RefSeq and is a predicted model, not a curated record. Gene Ontology annotation, cellular component: membrane. The transcript has 4 exons. NCBI's taxonomy places the organism in Eukaryota, Metazoa, Chordata, Actinopteri, Perciformes, Serranidae. The coding region runs from base 431 to 1156 and encodes 241 amino acids.
GGGGGGAACUGAGGUGCUGAAAUGUCACGCAAGGAAAGAAAUGUCUUUGUUGAGCAGUGAUGGGAUGCUCCUGCACGGUGCAUGUGCAGCUUUAACAGUCCGGACUGUCGCUUUAAGACAACGAUAGCUUUGUGUCUGAUUAAUUCAAUGUACGGCGACGCGUUAGUGGAGAAACCUUAUCAGACUCCAGCCGCACACAGAGGGAGACAGAGGAGAGGAGGAGCGCUGCGAGAGAAUUGGCUUCACUUACAAUAAAAAAAAAAACCCACUUGAAAUUAUUAUUAUAAUAAAAUCGUGGGUGUUUUUAAGAUGAAGACAUCUUGAGGAUGGGUUGCUCGGAGUAGAAGUCUGCAUUAUCGCGCACAAAAGGAGGGAUUUUUUUUCCACCAGCUGCUUGGAGUAAAAAUAUAUCACAGGAGGAGGACAGAAUAUGUCGUCGGAAAAACACGGUCUCGAUGACUCUGGCCGUCAGACCAUGCAGCCUCCUCCAUACCUCCCAGGCCCUCAAGACCCAAACAUGCCCCAACAUCCCACCAUGCAGCCUGCACCAGGCACCCAACCUAAUUACCCUCCUCCGCCUCCUCCUCCGGGCUCAGAGGGAUAUCUCCAAGAAACCCAGUUCCAGUGCGCCCCGCUGGGACCGCAGGGGGCCCCGCAGGGUUACACGGUCCAGACCCAGGCCCCUGGGGGCACCAUGCCUCAUCCACCUGUAGGAUACCUCCACCCAGGCUACCCGCUUCAGCUGCAGCCCUGCACGGCUUACGUACCCGUCUACCCCAUGGCGUCGGGUCAACCCUACAUGCCCGCAGCAGGAGGCCACCCAGGGAUCCCACCGGGCCAGAUUCAUCCCAUGCAAAUGCCACCCAGCAUCACCCUAAUGGACCGCCGACCGCCACACGACUACCUGCCCAUCGCUGUGCUCACCACCGUCUGCUGCUUCUGGCCAACAGGCAUCAUUGCGAUCAUCAAAGCAGUGCAGGUGCGCACGGCGAUAGCCAGAGGGGACAUGGUGACGGCGGAAAUAGCCUCCCGCGAGGCACGCAACUUCUCCUUCAUCAGCCUGGCUGUUGGCAUCGCCUCCAUUGUGUUGUGCACCAUCCUUACCGUGGUAGUCAUCAUCGCCUCGCAGCACCACGACGACGACUGGGAGCCAUAACUCCACGCAGUGUCAAGACAGAUGGGAAAUCAUGGCAUAUAUUAGCUAGCUAACCACUCUCAAUCGUUUUGGAGGAAAUAGGAGCGAUGAGAAUGCAAACUGCUACUGCAUUGCUGGACCUCUGUGUACAGCUACACACACACACACACACACACACACACACACCAUCAAACACACGACCAAAAAACACCAAUCACAGCUGAUGUUUAAACACCAAAUGCAAGCAGCUGUCAAAUGAGGCCCAGUAUUGCUGUUAGCACAGCAACUGCUUAAUAUUUACACUCAGAUAUGAGCUGCAAAAGGGAAACAAAGCUCCCUGUAUUAACAAUUCAUUUGACGCUGAUUAAUUUAUACAGAUGAUGUAGUUAGAUGAGAGGAUAGGUUACUGUGUGUUCCAGUUUUAAAUAUUCCAGCAACUAAAUUAAAUGGGCCCACGCAGAGUUACUUUUAGGAUAGUUAAAUGCACAUUUUAGUCGUAUAGGUACAAGUAUACGUGUUUUAUUCUUUAAAAACAAAAAAAGUGCCAUGUUGAAACGGUGUUGAUUUACAGAGUAGUAUUAUUGCUGACACAGUCCAAUAAGAGACUGUCAAACUGAUUGAAAGUGUUAGAGGGAGUGAUCAAUACACAUUUAACACACCAAAUGGAGACUGGACUGACAGAGUGUCUGAUGUAACCAAACAGUAUUUAUUUGAGAUUGGUUGUUCAUAUGCUAUGUGGACAUUUUAGCUGAAUGAGAUGGUACAUAACUUGAGAAUUACAUGUUUGUUGAUUUAUUUAAAAACCUGUUAUUUAUUAAGUUAUUCAAUAUCUACCCAUGCAUCGAUUUGUCUGUUAUAAUUUAAAGUAUAUCACUAGUUUGUUGCAGCUAUCUGACACUUUGAAAUUGGCUUAAAUUUGAUAUCUGAUGAUGACGCACUUUGUAGUAACCAGUCAAGCUGCUUACAUUAAUAGUUCUUAUAGUGCAUGAUAAAUAUAAAUUUUAAGCUCAUGGGCGUCUAGUGCAAUAAUAGCUUGUCUCCCGGCUGUCGGUGGGAAUAUUUCCUGACAUGUCUAUAAGUGUGUGGUACAGUAUUUUCCAAACAAAACAAGAAAAGGAGACAAUUUAGAUAAGUAUUUGAAUCUUAGGUUUGCAAAUAUUGUUUUUCGCAAGUAUUUUAGAAGUGUAUUGGCCUAUUUUGUGUUGCACAUCUCUUAACUAUUUAAUCUCUCAGACACUGUGUGUGAAACUUUAGUGCAACUUUAUGAGGCAACAUAACCCUGCAUGUCAUCCUCAAUUUGUUUCCAUUCGUCUCAGAUAUCGAGGCUAGACGUGCGGCUGUGAGCUCCUAUAAUGUUGUUUCACUGUUGUAACACAAUAAGUCGGGGUUCAACACAUAUGAGUAUGGUCUCCAUAAUGUAGCAGCAGGUGUGCUGUUGUUUGUAAGCGCCAACAUGGCCGUAUAGCGUUACUGUAUGAACUAUUAUGUGAGGUAUUAUGGGAGGAACUGGACAUGAAUGUUUUCCAAAAGGAGAGAGAGAGAGAAUAUUAAUGCCUAUACUGUAUUGUAGCACUUUCCGCUCUAUGAAGUCUUUCCUCUGGUCUCUUUCCUCUCUCUCUGUUUGUCUUUCUCCUGUCCACAUGAGUUAUUGGACCUAUUAAUAUUUCCCCUCUGCGCCCCCCUUUUUCCUCUGUUGGUUCCUAUGAUGAUGCUAUUUUUAAAAGAAAUAUACAGAGAAAAUUAAAUUAUUAAAUUAUGUUUGUUGACGAUGAACACAAAUAGAAGAAGUAUAAAUACAGUUUAUUCUGUAGUUUAUAUAUUAUUGUUCUUAUUAUUAAUAUUAUUACUGGUAUUGCAUUGCAUUUGAUUAUCACUAAUGUAUAGUCUUAAGUACAUCUGGGCAUGUAUUUAUCAAAUGUCUGAAGCUCCACUUAAUAGAGAGGCACAGUCCCCCAUGUGAACAAUUUAGGAGAUUAUUUUUCUAGUCAAGAACGUUGCAGUUUGUUGUAAAACUGUGUAGUUUAGCGUGAAACCGCACACAAAUCUGGUGGUAUCUUAUCGGAUGUGUUUUAUCCAGCAACAACUGGUCUUUUUGUCAGCCAGAAAGCAAAAGAACGACCAAAACCUGUUUCUCGUAGGAGUGCAUCCUGGCACGAAACACACAGGCCUCGUAGCUUU